This is a messenger RNA of Cryptomeria japonica (Japanese cedar), 1101 nucleotides long. RefSeq lists its product as uncharacterized. NCBI's taxonomy places the organism in Eukaryota, Viridiplantae, Streptophyta, Pinopsida, Cupressales, Cupressaceae. The transcript is spliced from 4 exons. The record is from RefSeq and is a predicted model, not a curated record. The coding region runs from base 1 to 1101 and encodes 366 amino acids.
AUGAAGGAAGAAGAGAAAAUAGUAGAAUACAUUCAAAGAGUAGAUGAAACUAUAAAUACUAUAAUAGGAAUCAAAGAGGAAGUCAAAUUUGAAGUCAUCAUCAAAAAGGUGCUCAGAUCUCUCAAUCCAAAGUAUGACACCGAAGUCUCAGCCAUUGAAGAAGCUAAAGAUCUGACCACCUUCUCUAUGGAUGAACUAUUUGGCUCUAUAUCAUCCUAUGACAUGAGAACAAUAAGUGGAGAAUUGUCAAAGAGAGAGGCAACAAUAAACAUAUACAAGAAAGGAAUAGAAGAAGUUGCUCAUGAAAAAAAAGAUGAUUCUGAUGUUGUUGUAGAUAACUUUGUCAAAAAAUCGAAAAGGGAUCAAGCAAGUACAAAGAAGACUGCAAUACCAGCACAAGCUGAGCAGCCAGAGACUAAGAAAACAACAGAGGAUAAGGGAACUAACACAGAGCAAUCAGAAUCAGAGAAACCGACAGUUGAAGAGGCACUUGUACAGACUGAAAAAUCAAAAGAAGAGGUACAAACACAGAUAGAGGAACCAGUAGAAAUUGUAAGUAAAGUGGAAGCAAUUGAUGGAAAUAAAGAGCAAAUAGUGAAGGUAAUUGGACAAGCAUCUGUUGAGAGGAAACCCAUAGCAGAAGCAAGCACAUCUACAGAGACUAAAUCUGAUUCAGAUAUUCACAAGGCAUUGAAGAAAGGUGAAUUUUCUAAAGUGAUCCGGAAAUCCCAAUUUGAUGGUGAGAAGGAGGAGCCAAAGAAGAAGAAGGCAACAUCUAAUCCUAUCCUGGCAAGAAAUCCUAAGAAAGGAAAGAAGACAAAAUCGGAUCUAGAUGAGGUUAUAGAAUCUGAGACUAAAUCUGAUUUAGAUAUUCACAAGGCAUUGAAGAAAGGUGAAUUUUCUAAAGUGAUCCGGAAAUCCCAAUCCAAUGGUGAGAAGGAGGAGUCAAAGAAGAAGAAGGCAACAUCUAAUCUUAUACUGGCAGGCAAGCCUAAGAAAGGAAUGAAGACAAAAUCAGAUCUGGAUGAGGUUAUAGAAUCUGGUAAGAUGAAAUAUUCUAAAAUAGAGUAUCAUAUUAUUCCUCUGUUACUUAGGACUUAA